Molecule: messenger RNA, 243 nt
Organism: Closterium sp. Yama58-4
Lineage: Eukaryota; Viridiplantae; Streptophyta; Zygnematophyceae; Desmidiales; Closteriaceae
Source: the annotation of a GenBank genome assembly
AUGUCAACUUUGCCAAGGGUGCACGGAAGCUUCUUCACUGCUAGAGAAGCUUCUUCACUGCUAAAGGUGGAUAUGAGGAUGCACAGGUUUAAGCUUGGUUUCCUGUCACCCGUUCACACGGGACCGUAUAUGGCUGUAAUAAUGGGAAUGCUUAAGCUUACAAUAUUGAGCCAUCCGGAUCACCUUCAGCUGACCAGGCUCUCAGCACAAACAGAGCUUGUAUUGAUUUGGUUCUGGAUGUAA